Monopterus albus (swamp eel) is the source of this 6982-nucleotide messenger RNA. It is a transcript of the gene nhsa, whose product is annotated as Nance-Horan syndrome a (congenital cataracts and dental anomalies). NCBI's taxonomy places the organism in Eukaryota, Metazoa, Chordata, Actinopteri, Synbranchiformes, Synbranchidae. Gene Ontology annotation, biological process: cell differentiation; lens development in camera-type eye. The transcript is spliced from 9 exons. Bases 184 to 4629 code for a protein of 1481 amino acids. The record is from RefSeq and is a predicted model, not a curated record.
AUGACCCGGUGGAGCCGCGAGGAGCCGCGAGGAGCACAACAGUCCUCUCUAACGAAUGAAAGGAUGGGGGGCAUCAGCAGCAGCUGAACGCUGAGGAACUGGAUCAGGGUCCGAGGGGAUAGAACUGCUUUCUGUUUAGUCUUGGGUGAAGUUUGUUGGAUUUAUUUCCCGGUCCACACCAACAUGCCAUUUGUUAAACGAGUCGUGGAACCUCAGUUACUGUGCAGGUAUCAAAUCCCAAAUGAGGGGGGUCUGCUUUUCGAGGAUCUGGUCUCCAUCAGUAAUGUGGCUCUAUCUCGGACCCUACGGCAGCUGUCCGACCUGGCCAGACAUGCCUGCUCCAUAUUCCAGGAGCUGGAGAACGACCUCACAUCCACCAACCUGCGGGUCAGGGGGCUGCAGAGUAAGAUUAACCAACUUCAGCAGAUCUGCUCCGAGCUGGACCCCAAAAAGGAGGCAGUGCCGGUGUCAAACCUGGAUGUGGAGAGUAAGCUGACAGCACAUUACCAAGCUCCCUGGCAUCAACAGAGGAAUGUUUUCCACCCUUCCAUGCGGCCAGCAUGUGUAGAAGAGCUCCACAGACAAGCCAACCUCAGCCUGUGGGCCCUGCAUGGAGAUCACCAGAGGCGCCAAUCAGGCGGCAGGGAGCGGAGAGUAACCAUCUCAAUCUCAGCUGUGCCCCCGAUGCCCAUGUACCCCAAGAUGGGCACAGAUUUGACAACGUUUGAAUCCACCCGCUCCUCCUCCCCCACCGAAUGUUGCCACCUCUCUCCCUGGAGCAGAAAGGCUGCACCCUCUGACCCCGACACUGAUGGGGUGGCUCUAGGUCACCGGUCUAAGCUUCCCAUCCCUAACAUCCCCUCCACCCUGGACAAGCAGACUAACUGGUCUAAAGCCCUGCCACUGCCCACCCCAGAGGAAAGAAUGAAAAGCAAUUCCCAAGUCAUCACCUCAUGUGUCAUCCCCAUUAAUGUGACUGGGGUCGGCUUUGACAGAGCUGCUAGUGUGCGUUGCUCGCUUGUCCACUCGCAGUCUUUGCUUCAGAGGAGGAGGAAGCUGAGGAGGCGGAGAACCGUGGCUGGCAUUCCCAGACAGGUGCAGCUAGAUUUGGACUCAGAUGACUCUCCUGCUUCCAGAGAGCGGACAGUGAUAGUUCACUCCAGUCCUGAUAUCACACCCUCCAAUGACGAGCUGACCAGCCAUCUCACCACCAGAGACUCGGGUUGCCAGACAGAAGACUUUGUGAUUUUAGGAGCACCAUCUCGGAGAAAGAUCAGGGCACAGAGAGUCCAGGGAGUCUCCCUCUGCCUCUCCCGCUCUGCAGGCAACAUCUCCUCCCUGCCGGACACUACCAGCACCAUGUUCACUGCCUCUGUAGGCACUCGCCUGCGCUCCCAGAGCCUGCCCCGAGAUGGGAGCCGGAUAAUGGACAACGGCCAUAAUGACAGUGAUGAUGAGGAGGAGCUGUCCCCCUUUGACACUGAGGACUUCCUGCCUGGACCUGGGGAGAUGAUUCUGAAGGAUGAAGAGGAGAGCACAGACGACCAGGCCGUGUCUGAACACCAACUGGGCCUGAAGUACAAACAGCUGUCAGAGAGUGCAGAGCGCAGCUGGAUGGAGAGGAACAGAUCCCAGCUCCCCAGGAAGACCGACAUGGGCAGCUGUGACAUCUCAUCCAGUUCAGACACAUUCAGUAGCCCCGUCCACUCCGUCUCAGCUGCGGGGGGACUGGGAGGCCAGAUGGACCAUAAGGAGGAUCACCAGUCCUCUAGUGGGAACUGGAGUGGGAGUAGCUCCACCUGCCCCUCACAAACGUCUGAAACACUCCCCCCUGCGGCCUCUCCACUGCUGACAGGCUCCUCACACUGUGACUCUGAGCUCUCCCUAAACACUGCCACUCACACCAAUGAUGAUCAGAGCGGCUUCAUGCUGGACCACUACCAGGGCCUCAGGACCUACCGGGCCAGCUCCUUCUCCUCCACAGCUAUGGACAUAUUGGAGGAAGUAGGGGUCAGCACUCCCUCAGAGGGGGAGUGGAGUUACCCCCACCCAGAGCCUCCUCACUCACAGGACUUCAGCCCUGAGCCAAGCAGAGAGGCUGAGAGCAGCCUGGGCUGCCCCAGCUUCACCAGCAUGGCCACCUGUGAGAGCAGCUACUCUGACAAGCCACUGUCAGAGAAGGCAGACACCGUCUCACACUAUUCUGUAGACACUGAAGGGUACUAUACCUCUAUGCACUUUGACUGCGGUCUGAAAGGUAGCAAAAGCUUCACUUACAACUAUGCAGCCUCCACCUCUGACUGUGGCUUAAACAUGACCCUCGGCAGACGUUGCCUCUCUUUACGGAAACCAAAGGUGAAGCCGUGUCCACCUAAGAGGAGUUCAUCCUUAAGGAAGAUAUGCAGUGAGGGAAACAUCCCUGACAAGAAAGAACCAAAGAUUACAUGUGGGCAACAACUUCCACCGUCUUCCAAGGAGAGGAAAUUGCAGCUGGCUUUGUCUGGAUCUCAGGGUCAUAUAGAAAACAGUUGGGGGUGUGAAGGCUCAGCCGAGCUACCUGACUUAGGUGCGUUUAGCUCCACUGAUGCACAUUCAUUUAAGGAUGAAGGGGUUGUACAGUCAGACUAUGCAGAUUUGUGGCUUCUGAAUGAUUUAAAAUCCAGCGAUCCAUAUCGAUCUUUAUCAAACUCCAGUACAGCUACUGGCACAACUGUUAUCGAAUGCAUCAAGUCGCAGGAAAGCUCCGAGUCACAGAUAUCCCAGUCCGGCUCCAGAGCCACCACCCCCUCACUUCCAUUAGUAGAGGGAGACUUCAAGCUAACGUCUCCAGAGAAGCUAGCAGGUCUUGCAAGUCCAUCGAGCGGCUACUCCAGUCAGUCAGAAACCCCGACCUCCUCAUUCCCUUCCACCUUUUUUCCUGGACCGCUGUCACCAUCCAUCGGCAAGAAGAAGCCCAAAGUUCCAGAGAGGAAGUCGUCUCUUCCGUCAGUGUCCUGCAGCAAUGGUGCCACCUCGAAGAGAGACCUGGAGUUGCCAAUAAUCCCUCCCUCCCACCUCGAUUUAAAUGCCCUUCAUAAUGUCGGCAACAAGGCCUCAGCUUGCAGGAAUCAGAUUCAAAUACUUCUCCAAAACAAACAACAAGCUGCAGUGUCAAGCAGACCUGUAGAGGUCUCCUAUGCCCAUUCCAUGUCUAUCACCCCCACAGUGCUGCGCUCAGUACAGCUCCGACCCAUCACUAAGGAACUUGAAGGAAGUCAGGAGGACAAAACAACUUCCAGACUAACAUGUCUCACUAUGAACUCAACAAGCCCACUAUCCAGUAGUAAAUCAUUAGAACUUCAGAGUUCAGCGUUACACAACUCACAUCAUCAUCACACAUCUGUGGACUCAGUGUUUACCUCAAACGAAGAGUUUUCAGGUAGAGAAGCAGCAUGUCAGAGUGAAACCAGGACCAAGCAGGAGAGAGAGGCUCUUUCAGAGAGUAUGACAGGAUUCAGACUGCAGUCAGAGCUGUCAGUCCCUGAGAGGACCACUAGACAUGAAGGAGACACAUGCAAAGCAUCAGUAGAAACAGCCGUCUGCUCUGUAGACCCUAGCUCACAGCCAGAGCCUUUACAUCAGCUGGGACCUGAGCCACCUGAAGAACAGACGUGCUCUGCUCCAUCUCUCCUGCACAGUUCACUUGAAAGCUCCAGCAGUCUUGAUGAAGUGCCUGCUACUGAUGGCCAGUCAGAGUUGUUGCAAGAGAGUCCAGUCAGCAAUGAAGGAAGGAAAGAUGAGGAAUGUGAGUCAUCAGGUGUUUCAGCCCAAAGUGCCUCUCAGAAUGGCAAGGGGGAGUCCCCCCCAGAGACCGAGGAGUAUUUCAGUAAAGACUCUACACCCAGUGAUGAUGUGGGGUCCCCAAUGACUGAUGAGUCAAGGCCAGAGGAUGACAGUGUGUUUCUGUCGCCCACCAAAGCUCGCACCACUGAGGACCUGUUUGCUAUGAUACACAGGUCCAAAAGGAAAGUGUUGGGUAGAAAGGACUCCGCUGAGUUGGGUGUGAAGAACCGCCUCAGUGCUGCAUCAGGGAACACACCACCCAGCAGCACUGUGAGUUCUCCAGUCUCACUGGUAUCACCCUCCUCCUCCACUGGGACCCCACCAGGCCUGCAGAGAGUCUCCGGGCCCAUCUACAGGAAUGCAAAGAAGUCCAGCACCUCCAACGAGGAGUUCAAGCUGCUGCUACUUAAAAAGGGCAGCCGCUCAGACUCUAGUUACCGCAUGUCAGCUACAGAGAUCCUUAAGAGCCCCAUCACUCCUAAAUCACCUGUAGAUUCUCUAAUGGAGUCAGACAGACACCCAGAGGAGCUUGCCUCUCCUCUGCUAGAACAGCAGCAUCAUUCAGGGCCUGAUCAGCUCUCCAGCGCCUACCCUAAAGCCAAUACUGAGGGCUUCUCCCCAAAAUCCUUCCCCACGUUUGCUGCUUCCAGACAGGGUCGUUCCAGGAUCCCCCCACCUGCCAGCAGCAGCCGCUACAGCAUGCGCAGCAGACUGUACUCGGCACCCAUGCAAGCCAUCUCUGAGGGCGAGGGCGAGAACUCAGACGGAAGCCCUCAUGAUGACCACUCAUCACAGGGCUCCAUGUAGAAAACUGUUUUUGUUAACAGUUUACAGGUAAAACACAUGGACCAGAAUGAGCUAUAAAAUAUGAGAUGUGGUGAGAGCAGGAGCACCGAUGAGCCUAAUUUGGUAUCCAGAACACUAGAGAUAAACCAUGUUGGUAUAAAAAACAUCCAUCGUAAAUCUCUAGUUGUCUUUUUUCCUGGGAACACUUUAACCAAACGUCUGUUAAAAAUAUUUCAUACACACUGUAUUUCUUAAACAAAAAACAUGUUCAUGAACUGAACAGUUAGAAUUAGAAACACUAUAAUAGGAUUAUUUAAUCUGUAACUUGUACAAAAAUAUGAUUUAAGAACCGAGAUUACAGGAAAACAUUAUUCUACUUCAGUUCCACAGGGAAAAAAGACAGGAUUAGUGGUUAAAAAACUAUUAUUUAGUUAGUUUAUGGUACAUUAUCCAAAGUCAUAGGCAAAAUCCUGUAGACUGCCUUGCUUCAGCCCCACUAUACAGUUUAUUAAUGUUUAAUCUUAACUGUUCUGCUGUCAGAUUUUUCUUGACAUUUUUUAUCAGUACCUUGUAGAAGACCAUAUGUAUUCUAUGAAUACUUAUGCAGUUAGACACAAUUUGAUCACUUCCUUGAGCCGGGAUUAUGUUAAGACCCCAUCUGAGCAACAGGAGUAAUACUGUGUGAGAAGAUAAAAAUAUGACAUCGCUUCAUUGGGUGUAAUGACUUUAUAUAUUGUAUUCAGUCCUUUAUAGUAAAUAAUAUCAAAACUAGCUUAUUACUGCAACAUUUUAAGAUUCUCAAUGCAAUAAGAUGAGCAGAGGUGAGACAGGCAACGUCCGAGCCCAGCAUUGACUUGACAAUCGCGGGAGACAAGGUGUGAGCAGGUGUUAACAUGGGAGAUGAAAAAGUGAUCAAACCGUUGGAGGCAGUGAUAAGGGAGAAUGGUAGAAGACUAAGAGAAGUCAUAUAUUUAAAAACAAAAAAGUACUAAUGGUCAUUUCCAGUUUGCUGACUUGAUGGGUCUAUGAAUUGUGGAAAGAGGCAAGUGGAACGUGUUCAGGAGGAUCAAAUAUGCCUUACUUCACUCAACAGGAGACACUAAGCCACAAAGCAGCUUUGGGCCUCAACAAGUUGAGUGUUUUUGUGAGAUUUUUCAGUUUUGAUGGAGGAUGUAGGGUUAAAUAUGGAGCCGGAUUAUCCUCUGUGAUGAAAAGGAGUUCUGGAUUCAGUGAUGUGGCAUUUGCUGCUUUUCUGUACCAAAUGCUAGUCCUGUUUGAUCCCGAUCAAAAAAUGUUAAUAUUUUCUGAUUCGCAACACUCUAAACAUAUUUAUUUUUUAACUGACACAGAACAUCUCUGCACACUCCCUGACUUACACCCAUAAAUAACCUAAUAGUGAAAUCUUUUAAUGAAAGCAUACAAUGAAUUGCUGGUACUUUUAAUGACAUAUUUUAGUCCGAUGCUUAUUUUGUGUAUAAGAGAUAGGUUUUUAAAUCUAAUUUGAGACACUGGUUGCAGAGAAAAAUAGGAAAGCAACUAAUGUAAUGAAAUGUCAUUAAAAGACAGCAUAAACAGUCAUAAGCUAUAAGAGGUUGUAGUUGUAACCCUGGCAUUCUGAAGCAGUUUUUGUCCCACAGAUUCACAGUAAUUUUCUAAGUAAAUGGGGUUUAUUGCAGGGAUGGUACUCAACCAUUGUGUAGCCAUAUUACCCCAUUGGUACACGGUAAAUAGCAGCUUUACUUUGGCCUUAAUGAGACUCCACACUAAUGCAAUGAUGUAACAGGGUACACAUUGGGUUAUGUCUGUGAACCUUCAUUCCAUUUUUUUUGCACUGAUAAAGUGAUGUUCGUGAAGUUUGAUUAGUCUCUUGCUGUACCUGGAAAUAUUUAUAGACCUUUACAUGGAGCUGUUUGACUUUCCAUGAACAAUAUUCACAGUCUGCUUUAGGAGUGGAGUAGAUGCUUCUGCCAAAGGCUAGAACGUGGACAUGUUAGUGCUUUUAAUUUUCUCAUUUACUUGACUGAAGCAUGGACCGAUACUAAGGAAGAAUUACAGCGUAACGUAUGGUACUAGUGCAUUUCAUUUCAGAUCAGCCUCUCCAGUGUAUCCUAUAGGUAGAUGUCAGCUUUGUAUGUUUUUGUACAAACUUGUAAAUACAAUCACUUUUGUCACAAAGGCUAUCGAAACGUUUCUUAUGUAAAAAAAUAAAGUUUUUAAAGUUUACAUUAAUUUCAAAACUAUGUAUAUUUUUGAGCUGUGGAAGCCUUUAUCUUGUAUUUAUUUUUAGUAAGCAUUGUGGAAAACCCAUCGUAAAUCCUAUCAAAGCCAACUGCGAGCACAACAGGUUGCUCAGCAAAUGUGUGUAACAAGGCAA